AUGCUGUGGCAGUACUUAAUUAACGCGCCAGAAGGAUUUGCUCGACUGGUCUUGGAGCACCGAUGCCGGCCCGGCCCGGGCCUUCGAGCGCUUUUCCUCACCGACUUGUCCCAGGCAGCGCAGGGCGGCCUAGGUGGCUUACUGCUCAGGUUGCGCCAGGACGGCCAUGCGGCACUUCGGCUUGUGGGACCGGCUGGCCUGUACGACACCGUGGAGGGCCUGUCGUACUUUGUACGGUGCACGCAUCCUGCGCUGGAGCUUACGAUGCUGACGUCCGCACAGCAGGGUUGUGUGUACGACGACGAGUGUUUGGAAGUACGGCCGGUCUGGCGGAACUCGCUGCUGUGGCAGGUACCCCCCUGGCUCAGUACGGCAGAUCUGGCCCCGGGAUCAGCAAGCGGUGGCGCCGCGGAGGCCCAACAGCGGUUUCGGAGCUCUGCAUGUAAUCCUGCGAACGUAACCGCAGCUCCGGAACCAUUUGGCGACGGUGGCGGCGACGGCGUGAUCGGGCCGGAGGAGGGGGCCGAUGGAGAUUCGGAUUGGAUGCUCAACGCGCGGCCACGAAAGCGAAAGAGGCCGCGGCGACGUCAGGGGGGUGGAGCUCGCUUAGGCGAGGCACUAGGCGUGGCUGGGGCUGGGGCCCCGCAACAAAGAACCGCAGCCGAGGACGGGUCUGAGGAGAGGCCGCUGCCGCCACGGAGGAGUCGGCGGCUGUACGACAGCAGUGGCGGAGGCGCCGACGUCGCUGUCACGAAGAAUCCGGGGCAGCUCAAUAGCAGCAGAAGCAGUAGUGAGGAUGAGGCGAGGGCGGGGGAAAGGGCUUCGGCGGCGGCGGCGGCCCUUCGUGCGGCGUGCGACACUGUAUCCCGAGGGAAAGAAGAAGCGCCGCGAUCGGUGUCGGAGGUGUCGUGGGAUUUAGGAUCCUGCAGUACGGCAAGUACUACCGCCUGCGACAGCAGGGAGGAGGCGGAAGAGAGCCUGAAAAGAACAAGCGGCGGUAGCGGCGGCGGCACUGGCAGCAGCAGCAUUAGCAGCAAGGGUGGAGUCCCUGAGAGUGGUGGAGAUAGCAGCAGCGAUGCGAGUGACGGCGGAGCUGUUACCGCAGCGGCGGCGGGAGCUGGCGGCGGGAAGCUGCACAGCAGUAGCAAGAUACGGGGUGACCACCUGGACCUGUUUUCUGAAUUGGAUCGUUUGUUCAUGGCCAGCGGCCCAGUGGAGCGUCGUCCAGCGGGGGUGUACGGAGUCGUACGACAUGGUCGCGCGGCAUCAGGCGGAGGCGCUGCCGCCGCCAGGCGCAGCGGUCGUGUGCUGGCUGCAGCUGUCGGCGGCGGCGGCGGUGGCACGGCGGCGGUGCCGCCACCGCCGCCGCCGCCAGGACCUGCGGCAACUUUGACCUCGAAGGUGGCGCUGCGGUCGCAGGUUCUUGAGCGCCUUAGAUCCGCGGUCGGCGGUCAUCACCUGGAAACCAGAGCUACGCUGCCGCCGCAAGGUGUACGGCGUACGGCGGCAGCAGCGGCGGCGGCGGCGGCAACCCCUAGCAGCACCGUCGCCGCCAGGUGGAUGACGCUGCCAGGGCUGCAGCCGCCGCCGCUGUCGUCAAUGCGACAACCGCCGCCACCGGUGCCACAACCGCCACCACAGCCAAGCAAGGCCACCCGGCCGCCAGACGACAACCCGCUUGCCUACCUCCUCUACCCGAAACACACCCGUCAGGCGGUGUUGGUAGUUGCCACCGGCGACUUGGCUGCCAUACGGUCGCUGGCGGCUCACCCCGUGUCGAAGCUGCUGCACCGAGCGCCGUCGGGGUUACUGCUCGCGGUAACGCAUGUGGCGGCGGCGGCGGUGACGUGGCAGGGGCGGUACCGCCAGCUGGCGGAGCGGCAGCUGCCCGGGCCGCACGUGUGGCUCAAGCCUGCCGCCACCGCGGCGACGAUGACGGUGGCGGCGGUGGCGGCUGUGCCGCCGCCGCCGCUGGCAGGACUUGGCCAUUUGGGUUCCGCUAGGGUGACGAUGCGGCUCAACACGGUGGCACCGGCCAUCUUUCCGUUGCCGUACGAGCUGCGUGUACGGCAAUGUGCGGCGGCGGCGCGACGUGGCGUGGCGAAUGAGGACGUUGGGGAACGUGGUGUGGACGCUGUGGACCUGCAGCUGGAGGACAACAUUGCUGCUGCCGCCGCCGCCACCGCCGCCACGGCGGCGGCAGCGGCGGCCGAUCCAACGGCGGCGGCCGCGGCAGUGGAGCCAACGAAGCCGGCGGCGUUGCGCGAGGUGGUGCCCAAUGCUGGCGACGAGCCUACAGGGCCCAGCCCCCAGCCGUUACAGGGGCAGGGGCAACAGCUACAGCCGCCGCCACGAGCGCUGGCGGAGCCGGGAGAUCAGCCUCAGCUGCAGCUCAUUGCGGAGCGGGGACGUACGGCGGGUGGCAGCAGCAGCGGCGGCGGCGGCUUGACGGCAGAGGAGGAGCUAGCGGCAGCCGCGGCGGCGUACGGCACGCCGGAGCAUACCGGCGGCGUCAUGCGGCCGUCAUACUCUUACGCAUUGUACCCGGAGAAUGAGCUCCGUGCCCUCCCGCUGGCCGCACCCCCUGUCUUUGGCUGGCAGUGCGGCAGCAACGUCGGUGGCGGUGGCGCCGGCGGCGGCGACGCUGUACUGCAUUCUCUGCGUCGAAAUAGCGACGUGUACGGCAACCGACUGCACUCGCCGUGGCCAGCAGCUUCGCAUGGCCCUCAUGGCGCGUGGACCGGCCAACCAAUACCGUUGCCGUGCUUAAAAUCGCGCGAUCUGCUCUACACUUCCGCAAGGCCAGUCGUCUGUAAAGGCUGCACCACCUUCACAUGCCUGAGCCUUCUUCAGUUAGACAGGCCUCCUCUGCGAGCUGCCUUCAUCCACCGUCACUGCUACUCCAGUGCUGUCUUUCACAGGUGGAAGUUGCGACCUCACGAUCGUGGCCUUUACACUGCUAAUCACAUACCCCUGCAGUUCAGUGGCUUCCUAAGCGAUCGGCCUCCUACAGUCGCUAAACACGCAUUUGUGGCCGACCGCCGCAGCGGCUUUUGUCCUAAGUUCCCCGCCAUUGGCGGCCGCUAG
Volvox carteri f. nagariensis is the source of this 3087-nucleotide messenger RNA. RefSeq lists its product as uncharacterized. Lineage: Eukaryota; Viridiplantae; Chlorophyta; Chlorophyceae; Chlamydomonadales; Volvocaceae. Gene Ontology annotation, biological process: mitochondrial tRNA 3'-end processing. The record is from RefSeq and is a predicted model, not a curated record. The transcript is spliced from 10 exons. Gene Ontology annotation, molecular function: 3'-tRNA processing endoribonuclease activity. The coding region runs from base 1 to 3087 and encodes 1028 amino acids. Gene Ontology annotation, cellular component: mitochondrion.